Molecule: messenger RNA, 3667 nt
Organism: Dermatophagoides farinae (American house dust mite)
Lineage: Eukaryota; Metazoa; Arthropoda; Arachnida; Sarcoptiformes; Pyroglyphidae
Source: RefSeq, a predicted model, not a curated record
UUAAUAAUAAUGAUAAAGAAUCAAUAAAAAUAGCCGAAAUGAAGAUUGAACAAUCACAACAACGAGAAGAUAUUAGUGUAGAAACAACUGAUAAUAAUGUUGUUACUGUUGUUGAUGGAUGUUUAUGUGAAAAAUCAUCACCAUCGAUAAUCGAUAAUGGUGAUGUAAAACAAGAUCAACAACAAUUAAUUACCGAUAAUUAUGAAUUAAAUGAUCGAAAUUUGGAUGCAACAACAACAACAACAUCAACAACAAUUAGUGAUACAGCAAGUGAAUCAUCAUCAUCAAAUAAUUCUGAUGAUAAUCAUGAUGUAAAUCAUCAUAAUCAUAUGGCCGGUAUUAUUAUGUGUAAUAAUCGUAAUCAAAAUGAAAAUGAAACGAACAAAAUUGAUCAUGAUCAUUUAAUUGAUAAUAAUAAUGGUGAUAAAGGUCAACAACAACCGUCAACAAUGAUACAAUCAACUGCCAAUCAUCAUCAUCAUCAAAUAGCACAACAACAACAGGUACCGUUUCCAUUAUUAGCAGGUGAAUCAUUGCAACAUCAUGAAACGACGAAUGAUUAUCAAAUUUUCUUGACAAAUUAUCGAUUUUUUGUAAAAAAUAUUAUUAUUCAACAUAAACGAUCAUCAAUAAUGAUACCAUCAUCACCACAACAGCAACAUUUACAAACAACGACACCAUCAACAAUUACAAUGAAUGGUGGUACUACAGCUGUUUGUUUUCAGAAUGGUAUAAAUGGUCAUGUAACAAUUAAAAAUAAUAAUAAUAAUAAAUCUCAUCUUAAUAAUAAUAAUAAUAAUAAUCAAUUAAAUUAUCUACAACAACAAAAUGAUCAUCGUACUAAUUAUCAUCAACAUUCGAAUGAUCAGCGGCAAGAAUUUUUUAUACCAAUCAAUAAUAUUGAUUGGAUAGAGAUACGUGACAUUUAUUUUCUUACAAUUUAUACAAAAUAUAUUGAAUCAUUUGUAUUGACGUUUGAUAAUCAAGAAUCAAUACAACAAUGGCAUAAACGUUUAUGUGAUAUACAACAGAUUGAUAUUAAUAAAUUGUUCUGUUUUCAAUUCUAUCGUGAAUUGGCCAUUGGCAUUGAUAAUAAUCAUCAUAAUAAUCAUAUUAUUAAUAACAAAUUUAUAAAUUUGUUUUCAAAUAAUCAAGAUGUGAUUGAAAAAUUAUAUCGCCAAUCUAAUCAUUUGAUUCAUUUUGAAUUUAAAAGAAUGAAUUUUAAAAAUAAUGAUGAUAAUGAUAAUGAUCAACAACAACAACAAUCAUGGCGUAUUUGUGAUUUGAAUAAAGACUUCAAGUUCUGUAAUAGUUAUCCAGAAUAUUUUAUUGUACCAGCAGAUAUAACAGAUAAAGAAUUGGAAUAUAUUGCAAAUUUUCGUUAUUCAAGACGUAUACCAGUAGUGGUUUGGCGUAAUCGUCAUAAUGGUUGUGUUAUAAUGCGUUCAUCACAGCCAGUUGUUGGUUGGUUUUUUGGCCGUUGUAAUCAAGAUGAAAAAAUGUUGCAAAAAGUAUUGAAAAUAUGUCAACGUGAUACACAAUAUAAUUAUUAUGGUGGUGGUGGUGGUGGUGAUAAUUUAAUGAUGACAACAACAAAAUUGACAAACGGUGGCAAUAUGAUUAAUAGUAAUGGAACUACAACACCUGCACUAUACAAUGGUAAUGGAAAUCAUAUGGAUCAUAAUCAAUCAAUUAAAAUGAAUGGUGGUGGUGGUGGUGAUGGUUUUAAAUUAUUGUCAAAUGGUGGUAGUACGACGACAACAACAGCAACGAAACAACAACAAACGAAUCAUUCCACUGUUGUUGAUCAAGAUUCUUCAAAUGAUGAUGAUAACGAUGAUGAUGAUGAUGAUGAUCAAUCAAAUAAUAAUAAGCUAUUAAUAUUGGAUGCAAGAUCAUAUACAGCUGCAUUUGCUAAUCGUGCAUUAGGUGGUGGUUGUGAAUGUCCAGAAUAUUAUACAAAUUGUGAUAUACAAUUUAUGGGUUUAAAUAAUAUACAUGGUAUACGGAAAAGUUUUUAUAAUUUACGUUAUAUAUGUGAAUCAUCACAGAUUGAUCAAUCAAAUUGGUAUACAUUAUUGGAUAAUACAAAAUGGCUUCAUAAUCUAGCUAGUCUAUUGAAAGCUGCCGUUGUUGUUGUUGAUGCAAUCACCAUACAAGAACGUCCUGUGCUGGUACAUUGUUCAGAUGGUUGGGAUCGUACACCGCAAGUUAUUGCAUUGGCUGAAUUAAUGCUUGAUCCAUUUUAUCGUACAAUUGAUGGUUUUAAAAUUUUAAUCGAAAAAGAAUGGCUACAAUAUGGUCAUAAAUUUGCUGAUCGUUGUCGUAGUAGUACAUUGAAUAUUGAUCCAAAUGAACGUUGUCCAGUGUUUCUGCAAUGGGUUGAUUGUGUUCAUCAAUUGGUCAAACAAUUUCCACGAGAAUUUGAAUUUAAUGUUUUCUAUCUGAUGAAACUUGUCUAUCAUUCAUAUUCAUGUUUGUUUGGUACAUUCACCUGUAAUACUGUUCAAGAACGUCGUUCAUAUCAGGUGUAUGAGAAAACAAUAUCAUUAUGGUCAUAUUUUGAAAUGAAUCGAGCCAAUUUUAUCAAUUAUCUUUAUUUGCCAACGCUUGAGGUAUUACGGCCUUCAUGUCGUGUAAAGGAUAUAAUAUUUUGGAAUGAAAUAUAUGUACCUGUAUCGAAUAAUGGAACCGAUGUAACGAAUAUGGCAAUAUCAUCAUGUAAUGGUAUUUGUAAUCAUCAUGGAACAGCAUCGACAGCAGCUGUUGUUUCAUUGAAUGCAAAUAAUGAACAAUUUGAUUGUCAACAUGAAACUAAAUGUCAAUCACAAUCUAAAUGUGAUCUUAAUCGUUCAGCAUCAUAUGAAAGUUUGGCCAAUUUUGAUAUGAAACAGUCACAGCCACCGCCAUCUACUAAUUACAAUGAUAGAAAUUUACCAUCAUCAAUAAAACAUUUUACAGAUACAACAAUAUCAUCAUCAUCAGUAACAAUAUUGAAUAGACAUUUAAGCGAUACAUGUCUAUUCAAAAGAUCAAAUCAAAUUUUUAAUAAUUAUGCAUUGGCAACAACGCCAUAUAUGACAAAUGGAUUGAUGAUUACAGAUAAUCGAAUUAAUUGUGAUAAUAAUGAUGAUAUGGACGAAAUGUCCAAACAUCAACCUCCCAUAAUGAAUGGAUUAGCCAACAAUAACAACAACAUCAACAAACAUCCGAAUAUGAUGAUGAGAAUGGUUAAUGAUAAUGGAUAUGAUAUUGAAGAUUGUCAUCUUUUAUCAUCAACAUUAUCAUCAUCACAAAAUAAACCUACUACAUAUGUUAAUUGUAAUGGAUCAUCAAAAACGAUGAUGAAUCAUCAGCCAAAUAAUUUAUCAACAACAACAACAAGUACAGAUAGUAAUUUGUCUACCAUAUUCGAUAUUGAUGGUCAAAUUAUUGGUCAUAAUAAUAAUAGCCGAUUACAGCUACAACAAUUGAUCAAUUAUCAUAAGAAUAUGAUCAAACGGCUAACGAGUCAAUUGAAUUUUAAGAAAUCAUAAAACUACGAAAAAAAAAUCCAAUAUGAUGACAAUACAUUCCAUAAUCGAAUCAAAAACGAUAUAUAAUGAUGGAAUGAUAUAUACCGAUAACGAUCAAUAAAACAAAAAAAAAACAAAAACAAAACCACAAA